Messenger RNA from Synchiropus splendidus (mandarinfish), 2688 nucleotides. It is a transcript of the gene b4galt4, whose product is annotated as UDP-Gal:betaGlcNAc beta 1,4- galactosyltransferase, polypeptide 4. Gene Ontology annotation, molecular function: glycosyltransferase activity. Gene Ontology annotation, biological process: carbohydrate metabolic process. Bases 372 to 1412 code for a protein of 346 amino acids. Lineage: Eukaryota; Metazoa; Chordata; Actinopteri; Syngnathiformes; Callionymidae. The record is from RefSeq and is a predicted model, not a curated record. The transcript is spliced from 6 exons.
AGUCAAGAUUCUGUGACUGAGCGAGUACUGCCCUUGCAUCACAAACGCAUCGAACCCCUCCGUUUUCCCUCUGUAAUCGAGUUGAAUGUGAUGCAGUUGCAGUAUAAACUUGUGUUUAACUUGUGCGAGAGGAAAUCCAUUGACUGACUUGGACCCUUUGUGUUACAGUUCAUGCGAGUCGGCUGAGGAUUUGCGGGAUUCAGCGAUGGAUUUAUGCUCACAGUCGGUCUGGAUGUGAGGCAGUUUCACCCUCAGCCACCAUCAUUUUCACAUGAGGACAAUGUGAAGUUGACAGUGUUCCUCUGGAGUCUGCCGCAUGGAGGAGAAGUCCUAAACCAACAGCAGGGACUGUUGUCAGCGGCGUCGCAGCGAUGGGCCUCUGCUCGCCUGUGUGCAAAGCUCUGCGCAGGGGGAAGUACUUUGUCUUGCUGCUGCUGUCGGUAUCGGUGCUGGUGUGGAUCGCCACAUUCUCGAGUGAAACUGUGAAGGCAGUCAUCGGAGCGACCAGACAGACUCUGAGUAAAGCUGAAAGCCUGAGGGAUAAAGUGGAGUCUUUGACGCCGGCAACUGUGCGGGCUCAUUCUCCCACAGCAAGAGCUCAAUGCCCACAGCAGUCACCGCUUCUACAAGGAGAAGUGAAGUUGACGUUUGAAUCCUCGCUGACACUCAAGGACGUAGAGAGCGAAAACUCCAAGUUGAUGCACAGCGAGUAUGAGCCUGCGGACUGCACAGCGAGGCAGAGCGUCGCCAUUCUCAUCCCUCACCGGCACAGAGAGAGACACCUCCUCUACCUGCUGCACCACCUGCACCCUUUCCUGCAGAGGCAGCAGCUCCAUUAUGCAAUUUAUGUCAUCCAGCAGGCUGGAGAUGUGACAUUCAACCGAGCAAAGUUACUGAACGUCGGGUAUCUGGAGGCCCUGAAGGACCACAGCUGGGACUGCUUCAUCUUCCACGAUGUGGACCUGGUUCCCGAAAAUGAUCGCAACUUAUACUUGUGUGAUAAACAGCCGAAACAUUUAGUCGUUGGCCGGAACGCGACGGGAUACAAGUUGCGUUACAAAGGAUACUUUGGAGGAGUCACUGCAAUGACCCGAGAACAAUUUCUCCAGGUCAACGGAUUCUCAAACACUUACUGGGGAUGGGGCGGAGAGGACGAUGACCUACGCAUCAGAGUGGAGCUGCAGAAGAUGCGGAUCGUGCGGCCGCCUGCGGACGUGGCCCGCUACACCAUGGUGUUCCACAAGCGCGACUCCGGCAAUGAAAUAAACAAAGACAGGAUGAGGUUGUUGGGACGAACACCACAGGUUUGGAAGAAAGACGGCCUCAACAGCUGCUCCUACAAAACCCUGUCAGUGGAGAGACUUCCUCUGUAUGUGAAUGUGACGGUGGACAUUGGGAAGCCGCAGAGCUGAGACACUGUUUACUGUGUGCACGCCAUGUUCGCACCAUUCCAAACAAAACAAGUUUCCAUUUUGCCUUCAGUUUCUCAUAUCAGAAGCUCUGCUUGGACGUUUGCAUUUAAGGUACAUGCGAACAUGUCGACCAAGGCCAUGAAGUGAGUUUUACUUUCUGUUUAAAUGCCUUAAGCUUUCUUUCUCGCAAGUGAGGAAACGCUACUCCGGCCCCACCUGGUGGCCUUCCGCUGUUAGCAAACUAGUUUGCACUUUUCACAUUCCAAACUUGACUGACAUGUUCAGAUCUGGCUCGGUCACUUAAAGCAAUAUGGCGAGUGCGUCAGUGAGUUUGUGAAAUACAAAGGUCAAUUUGUUUGAUGAGUGAACACUGGAAUACACACUUUCCACCAGUAGGUGGGAGAAUGACCCCCAAAACUGCCUUCUUAUUACUGAAUACUUUUUGAAUUGCCUCCCAUGACUGGACCAUCCUCACACAGAAGUUGAAAUAAAAGAAUAUGUUUGACUUAAUACAUAAAAAAAUGAACAUUCACAGUGGCAGUGUUCGUCUCCGUGUGGAGUUUUAAGGCUUUAUUGUAUCAUGGUUCCUUUUAAUGUCAAGGUAAAUUCACAAGCCAUGUUGAAGUUACUUGUAUUUACAUGCGUUUUCAUCCUGUAAAAGGGUCAAUGUGAUGCUGUGAAUGACUGAAGCCUUUGAAGUAGCAAAAAUGCCUCAUUUCAAAAUGCUGAGAUCAUUUCAGAAAAUGAGCCAGAGUUACGUGCCAGAAAACAGAACUAUGAAAUUCUAAUGAUUAUGAUCCUUAUGUGGUGACAGGUGUGUGUGAACGUCAAAAAUGUGUUUGGUUGCAAUACUUCUUAAGGGACCUAUGACUGACAGAGUCACCUCUGUCAAACUUUUACGACUGAAAUAUUGUUUUUUUUUAAAGAGAAAUCUUUAGGGUGUAGGGUUGGUAUUUAUUCCCAAGAGUAUUUAAAGUAAAAGUAGGAUGAUAUCUGUGAAAUUAUAUUUGCCGCCUCAUGACAAGAAUCAUAAGUCUAUCAUUGCAUGCUCAUAGUAUCAAACGCUUAGGUUGCUGGUUUGUUCUUCCGUUGUUGUUUACAUGACCAUGUCAGUCUUGAGAACUGACAGUUACAAAUCUGAAACUUCCUGCCGUAGCUGAGCUUGUACUUCUUGUACUUGGAACCAAUCUGUGUGCUUGUUUAGUUUUUGUACUGGAUUUGAACUUUAUAUGAACAACUGAAGAAGUAAAGACUGAUUUGCCAAUUCAUUGUUUCC